GCGUAGGCAAAAGACACGACGGCAAACGAGAACUUGUGGCCGAUACGUCUGCUUUCCGAUUAGGCCUUCGUGUCCACAUCGAAAAACCAGUAAGCUGAAGUGACAACACAAGCAGCGUCGGCUGCCCCCCAUCCACUCGACUCCGAACAUGGCGGGGUGUCAUCUGCGUGGCAGCGCCGUUAAGAUGGGUGUUUGGGCCAUUUGGGGUUGCAGGUCUCAGUGUCAAUCAUUUAUCGUCCUCAAUUUGCCACCUUAAGGUCACUUUCUCACUCUCUCUAUCGCGUGGACGUCACCGUUGUCUGGUCGUCCUCCCAUUACCGCCAGCGGCCCACGGUUUUAUUUCCUCCUUCCCAGAGUGUGGAGGGGAACAGCCGAUGGUUGCUGAUCGAGCAAAUUUAGGACGCGACUCUUCUGCGAGCUCGCUCCUCUAUAUUUGCCAGGCGUCGUCAUGCGGCAGCCGCAGCGGUACGUGCAAGGACCUUGAGAGAGUGUUGAAUACAACACACAUAUAAGAGGAAGAGAAGAUGAAGAUGCGCAGAGGUGGCAGAGCCGAUUCCAGAAUGGAGAGGAAGACGGUGGAGAAGUAUAGGAGAAUGCACAUGAAGAGCUUGUGCCUCCAGCUCUCCUCGAUCAUCCCAAAAGAACACAGGACCACUUCAAAGAACGGACUGACACAGAAUGAUAGCCUGGAUCAAGCCACAUCUUACAUCAAGAAACUCGAGGAAAGGAUUGAAAACUUGAAGCAGAGAAGGCUCACUUGGGCCAUGACGGAAACAAAUGGUGUGACACUAGGAUUUCAACUUCCAAUUCUUGAAGUAAGGCACCGGGACAUGGACUUGGAGAUUCUUCUGAUAAGUAGGGUGAGUAAGAGAUUCAUGUUCCAUGAAGUGAUCAAUGUUCUUGAGGAAGAGGGUGCAGACGUUGUUAAUGCUAGCUUCUCAACUGUGGGCGACAAGAUCUUCCACACGAUACAUUCAAAGGCUUUUAGCUCCAGAAUUGGCUUGGAGGCAUCGAGAGUGUCCGAGAGAUUGAAGGAUUUGGUUCAGUAAGCAUCUCAUGGAUUUGGUGGAGCAUCAUUGUCUAUUAGCAGAUGUGGAGAAAAUACACACCGGAGAGAACUCGUGUUGCUUGAUGCUGGAGGUGGUGGUGCUUGUAAUUGAGGUAAAGAGGACUAUGUAAAUUGGUCCAUGGAAGAACAGGGAGGAGCUUCUGGCUGUUGACACUUCCAGCUUUGAGCUUAGAGUAACAAAAACUGGAUGUAUCUCUUAUAUGGAUUCGAAUCCGAAACAUAUCAUCGAUGAGAUGAAUGAGGAUGCUGUCAAAAAUUAAACUUUGUGAA
Molecule: messenger RNA, 1339 nt
Organism: Musa acuminata AAA Group (dessert banana)
Lineage: Eukaryota; Viridiplantae; Streptophyta; Magnoliopsida; Zingiberales; Musaceae
Product: transcription factor bHLH162-like
Exons: 3
Coding region: 525-1049 (174 amino acids)
Biological process (GO): regulation of transcription by RNA polymerase II
Cellular component (GO): RNA polymerase II transcription regulator complex
Molecular function (GO): protein dimerization activity; RNA polymerase II transcription regulatory region sequence-specific DNA binding; DNA-binding transcription factor activity, RNA polymerase II-specific
Source: RefSeq, a predicted model, not a curated record